Vigna unguiculata (cowpea) is the source of this 1950-nucleotide messenger RNA. Its product is annotated as aspartic proteinase Asp1-like. Gene Ontology annotation, biological process: proteolysis. NCBI's taxonomy places the organism in Eukaryota, Viridiplantae, Streptophyta, Magnoliopsida, Fabales, Fabaceae. The record is from RefSeq and is a predicted model, not a curated record. Gene Ontology annotation, molecular function: aspartic-type endopeptidase activity.
UGGCUGCAUUGUUGAAAAGAGACAAGAAAGAAGUUUCCCAGAAGCUAUCCAAGAGUCUCAGAAUCGAACGAACACACAACAGUGUUUCCAGUUCCAGUUCCAAUUUUUUCUUCAUUUACUCAAAAGGGUUGUGAUAAUUUUUGUGGAGAAAGUUCAGUUUUGAUGCUUCAUGAGGAAGAAAGGAACUAGAAGCUACAGCACGAGAAGCAAUUCCACUUCCAAUUCCAAUGCCAAGGUUGUUCUGUUCUUUCCUCCUUCCUAAACACAAACCCAAACCCAAUCCUAGGUUGUCACUUAUAUUCCCAUAAACUAACACCAAUAAUCGAAGCAAAAGCAAUACCCAUGAAUCCCAUCCUUCAUGGACAAGGGCAAAACCAAUUCUUCCUACAAGAAUCAAGAAUUCUGAUUUAAACUUAACCCCACCACCACUCUUCAAAUUCUUUCAUCCAUACAUUUAAAAACAAAUAAACAAAAUAAUAAAAAGAAAGAAGUUUCUGGUUGGAUCCAGAGAGAGAAGAGGAUGAAGAUAGGGAAAGUAGAGAUGGUGCUUGCAAUGAUGCUGUUGUUCAACAUGUCUUAUUGUUCAGCUUGGUUUGGUAACAGACACAAAAGUGGAAGGAACUCAAUUCUCCCAACUCAAGCCACGUCAUCAUCAUGUCCAAGACUGUUGAAUCCUGCUGGCUCUUACGUUGUGAUCCCUCUUCAUGGCAACGUUUAUCCUGUUGGGUUCUAUAAUGUUACUCUCAAUAUCGGUCAGCCACCAAGGCCUUAUUUUCUUGAUGUGGACACAGGUAGUGACCUCACAUGGCUCCAGUGUGAUGCCCCUUGCACCCAUUGCUCUGAGACACCCCAUCCACUCUACAAGCCUAGCAAUGACUUUGUUCCUUGCAAGGAUCCCCUUUGUGCAUCCUUGCAGCCCUCUGAAGACUACAUCUGUGAAAACCCUGAUCAGUGUGACUAUGAAAUUAAUUAUGCAGAUCAGUACUCAACCUUUGGUGUGCUUCUCAAUGAUGUCUACCUUCUUAACUUUACCAAUGGAGUCCAACUUAAAGUUCGGAUGGCACUGGGGUGUGGAUAUGAUCAAGUGUUCUCACCUUCUUCUUACCAUCCCUUAGAUGGAAUACUUGGCCUUGGAAGGGGAAAGACCAGCUUGAUAUCCCAGCUCAAUAGUCAGGGCUUGGUGCGAAAUGUGAUUGGUCACUGUUUAAGUUCACAAGGAGGAGGAUAUAUCUUCUUUGGAAAUGCAUAUGAUUCUGCACGAGUCACAUGGACUCCAAUUUCAUCUGUAGAUUCCAAACAUUACUCUGCAGGGCCUGCUGAACUUGUUUUUGGAGGGAGGAAAACUGGGGUUGGAAGUCUCACCGCUGUUUUUGACACUGGGAGUUCUUAUAGUUACUUCAACGAUCAUGCUUACCAAGCAUUACUUUCUUGGCUGAAGAAGGAAUUAACUGGAAAGCCAUUGAAAGCAGCACCUGAUGAUCAGACUUUACCUCUGUGUUGGCACGGUAGAAGACCUUUCAGAAGCAUACGUGAAGUUCGGAAAUAUUUCAAGCCUGUGGCACUUAGUUUCAACAGUGGUGGAAGAGUUAAAGCUCAGUUUGAGAUUGCUCCUGAAGCUUAUCUUAUAAUAUCAAACCUGGGAAAUGUUUGUCUGGGCAUUCUAAACGGCUCUGAAAUAGGUUUGGAGGAACUAAACCUAAUUGGAGACAUAUCCAUGCAAGACAAAGUUAUGAUAUUCGAAAACGAGAAGAAGUUAAUUGGUUGGGGGCCUGCAGAUUGCAGCCGUGUUCCAAAAUCUAGAGGUGUCAAUAUUUGAUCAUUAAAAAAAAAAAAAUCAUUCAAUCAUGUCGGUUAUAUUGGAACAUGUUAAGGAGGUUCAUCAUUUAAUGUUGUAUUGUAUUACUGUAACAUGCUGAUUCCCGAAGCAAUUAGUUAUCGUAUUUUACAUCA